UUCCAACAUAUAUAUAUAUAUAUAUAUAUAUAUAUAACAACAUCACCCUUAUAUUGAUCAAGCUUCAAAUAUAUAAUCCAAAAAGUAUGGCAGUCGCUUUAUUCCGUUUCCGAUUUGUUAUUCUAACCUUGACUCUUUUUCAUCCCCAUUUUCGCACUAGGGUUCUUGCGUUGGCUACUCAAAAUGAAAAUGACUUUAGUUACAUGAAGGCCGUCACCAACGCCACCGACCUACCGCCGUGGACGGCGGAGUACGACUACAUAGUGAUCGGAGGGGGGACCGCCGGCUGCCCUCUGGCGGCUACUUUGUCGGCGAAUUACUCAGUGCUCGUCCUCGAAAGAGGCGGCGACCCAGAAACAUACCAGGACUUCUUCCGGGCAGAGAAUUUCGAAGCUCACAUGGUGGAAGAAGACGACGGGGAAGGUCCAGUCGAGAGGUUCAGGUCGGAAGACGGCGUUGAAAACGCGAGAGGAAGGGUUCUCGGCGGAGGUAGCAUGAUCAACAUGGGGUUCUACUCACGAGCGGAGAAGGAGUUUUAUGAGAAAUCGGGGGUGGAGUGGGAGAUGGGUCUGGUGGAAAAGGCGUACGAGUGGGUGGAAGAGAGCAUUGUGCACGGAUCGGAGUUGUUAGAGUGGCAAAACUCCAUGAAAGAAGCUUUGUUGGAAGCCGGAGUUGGACCGUACAAUGGGUUUAGUUUGGAUCAUAAGUUGGGAACCAAAUAUUCUGGCUCCAUAUUCGAUGAGUUUGGGGGUAGACAUGGUGCUGCCGAGCUUCUCAACAAAGGAGAUUUGAGCAAGUUGAGAGUGGCUGUUCGUGCAACGGUGGAACGAAUCUUGUUCUCAGGUCUAACUGCAGUGGGAGUGAUAUUUAGAGACUCCAAAGGCAAAUCCCACAGAGCAUUUGUUCGAACCAAAGGAGAGAUCAUAUUAAGCGCUGGCACAAUCGGAAGCCCCCAACUCCUCCUCCUAAGCGGAGUUGGCCCAGCCUCUGAGUUGUCGUUUUUGAAAAUUCCUGUCGUUCAACCCCAACCUCACGUCGGAAAGUUCAUGGCCGAUAACCCUCGUAACAACAUCAACUUAUUAAUGCCCUUCACACUCUUUCCCUCCUACUUACAAAUAGUCGGAAUCACCCCAGAUUUCUACCUCGAAACUGCUUCUUUCAUUGUCCCAUUUACCACCUCAUUUGCUACCAAACCCUCCAGCCUUAGUGGAAACUACCUAACUUCUUCAUCCAUCGAUCUAAGCGCGGCAACUAUUUGCACCAAAGUCCCCGGACCUUCUUCUUACGGAACCCUCUCGUUGUCUUCGGCGGUGGAUGUCGAAGCCCUCCCCAACGUUCGAUUCAACUACUUUUCUGAUCCGACGGAUCUCGCCCGCUGUGUCAAGGCCAUGAGGAAAGUUGGUGAUUUGUUGAAGACUAAAGCCCUGGCUGCAUUUAAGUUUGAUAAAAAUUUUGAUGACGAGUUAGGGUUUAAGUUUUAUGGUCCUUCUUUGCCAAUGGAUUACACGUCGAGUAAUAAUAAUAAUGAUUCGUCGUUGGAAGAGCUUUGCCGGAGUACGGUGACAACCUGGUGGCAUUACCAUGGCGGAUGCCGGGUGGGAAAGGUGGUCGAUGGUGACUUUCGGGUUAUUGGGAUUGAAGGACUUCGAGUUGUGGAUGGUUCUGUUCUUAGUAUCUCACCGGGUACCAAUCCUCAAGCCACAAUUAUGAUGUUAGGCCGGUAUGUGGGGCUUAGGAUUCUUCAAGAAAGAAUGAAUUAGGCCACGGGAAAUAGCUAUAAUGGCGGGUAAGAUUUGUGGAUGCUUGGGGAAUGUGUAUCGGUGAUGAAUGGAUUCAAGGAGUCGAGAGUUCGAUUUCGAGGAUGUAGUCUUUUAUUUAUGGUUUAUGUGUAUUUUUCCGCACCUAUUUAUGUAAUCUCUUUUCAUUUCAAUUAAGAUAUGUUUUUUUUUUAAAAACAAUGGAAUCCCAUAUCCUGCUUUGAGUU
Humulus lupulus (European hop) is the source of this 1984-nucleotide messenger RNA. RefSeq names its product (R)-mandelonitrile lyase 1-like. The transcript has 5 exons. Bases 87 to 1760 code for a protein of 557 amino acids. Gene Ontology annotation, molecular function: oxidoreductase activity, acting on CH-OH group of donors; flavin adenine dinucleotide binding. The record is from RefSeq and is a predicted model, not a curated record. Lineage: Eukaryota; Viridiplantae; Streptophyta; Magnoliopsida; Rosales; Cannabaceae.